AUGUCAGAAGAACAAAAAGAGAAGAUCCUCUCCUCCCCGGAGUUUCAACAUUUUCUUGAUCGCACAAGUCGCAUUAUUGAACGAGCAAUUUAUGAAAAAGAUGUCACGUUUGAUUAUGGAAAAACGGAGGACGUGGAGGGGUAAGACGUUGUAUUUUAUACAGUAGAUACACGUAUACUGUAGGUUUUGUGACAAGUAAGGAUUGUGCAUUUGCCCGACAAGCUGCGAGAUUCAAAACUUACCGUUAGAAACACUUUUUCCAUGCAAUUUGCUUCUCUGUAUGUUGUACAAGGAAGAAAUGCCGUCCGGCGCCUAUUUGUGUGUGGGAGCGUGAUGUUUUCUCCCCCUGAUUGUAACAUUACUAAGGUUUCUAUUGAAAUAGUACUGUACACUGUGUUCAUAUUUGAAACUCUAGUUUACAUACAUGUAGUGUGCAUGCAAGUUAGCAUUCAGAAGGUACUUAUGAAUGCUGAGCACGCAUGCCAAGUAGGCCACCCAUGAUUGAGGAGGUGUGCAAGCAAAUACUAUCAAGGCUAGGAAAUAUUAUUCACUCUUGGACAAUUUUGCAAAAUGUAACUAGAAAAUACAUGCAUGCAGAAACCCUCGCCUUGCUGACAAAACCGUUGCAUUUUCCGAACAGGAAGUAUCUAGAGUAGUUGUUUUAAUUACAAAAUUAUCAAUUUCCCAACAUAUAUGUUAGGUAUGUAAUUAUACGUAAUACAAGCUUCAAUUUAUGGUAAAAUUCAACCACAAACAAUUCACAAAACGUUUUAAAGUGUUCUUUAUAAAACUAAACUGCCUUUAACUAUUAAAUGGCUUUAUCGAUAAACUUUGAGUUUGCAAUAAAAUGAUUUCAAAUUCUCGCUUGCAAAUAACUUUGGUCUUUGCUUUAUUUUUUAUUUAAAAAAAUCAAUAUAAUAAAAAAGGGAAUCAAUAUUAAAGUUACACUGAAAUUUAUAUAUGCUGUCUUGUUUACUUGUUUCAUAUACGCAAAGGCCGUCGGGUUUUAAAGCCAUUAUAAAAUCAAUAUUAAAAACAAACUUACCUUCGUUAACGUCGGCUCCCUUCUUUUAGCUGAUUCUUUCGCCCUUUCUUUCUUGAAAUUUACAAAAUCUUGCAGAAAUACGAGCAAAAAUGAAAUAUAUAUUUGCAAGAAAUUUAUCAAUCAUCAAAUCUUGAAAUGUUUGCUAUUUCGCUGUCGUCAUGCAGUCGUUAUGAUGCAAACUUUAAAUUGGACCAAUCAGUGUCCGUUAUUCAUGACAAUCCGCCAUAUUUUUGAGAUCAGUGAGGAUGACCACCCAUCGUUGGUGACCGACGCCCGCGCUCAUUGAUGAACUUUACACUUCGCUAAUGCUUUCGUUUCCCCGGGUGUAAAUAGCCGGGGGGAAUUAGUACCCUCGCACGGCGCUUCGCGCCGCCGGCUCGGGGAUUAUUUAUGACAUAGAGAAACAAUUUUGGACUUUUUAUUAUUAUUAUUAUUUAAACUUAUUUAGGCAACUGAUUUUCAAGGGGCCGUUUACAUGCAAUGAAUUAAAGCCUGCACAUUAUUAAUAGACCUUUCCGGUAAUUACGUCACAACUACACUGUUUUCUACUUAGGACCACCUUAAAUGGUAUUGAUUUCGAGUUUGUUUCUCACGGGCUAUGGUCAGAGAAGCAGAACAUCCUUCGUCAACACAUGUACAUGCAUAAAAAAGAAUUUUGGAUUUUGACUAUUAAAUGUGGAAAUAAGCUUAAACACGAAAACGAGGUUGAGGGGCCAUGACCCCUCUUGGCCCCUCAGCCUCGUUUUCGUGUUUAAGCUUAUUUCCACAUUUAUUGGUCAAAAUCCAAAAUUCUUUUUAUGAAUGUGUUGAAGAAGGAUGUUCCGCUCCUCUGACCAUAGCCCUUGAGAAACAAACUCGAAAUCAAUACCAUUUAAGGUGGUCCUAAGUUGAAAACAGUGUUAGUUGUGACGUAAUUACCGGAAAGGUCUAAUGCAUAACAUUACUUUACAUUACAUCACAUACAUUACUGAUAGAUUACAUCACAUACAUUACAUUACAAACAUAAAUAUAUCUAAAUUAUCCUAAUAAUACUAUUUACAAAAAGAAAUACUGGCGAGUUUUAUGAUAACAAUUUUAUAAUCAUGUAUUAACAGUUUCAUAAAUUAGGUUAUAACGUUAACGUUUAUUGUUUAAUUUAGGGAUAGUCAAAUGUUUGAUAACAUUGCACUCAAUCGUGAAUUUUAUGAUGAAAAAUGGUCCAAAAAUCGUGUUGUCACAAGUUUAGAUUGGUCAACCCAGGUAUUGUUGUUAGUUUUCUUUCUGAUCAUUAAUGUCAUACUUAGACCGAGAUUUGGACUGUGGUCUAAAAUAUUAAAUAUAAUUUUGCCCGUGGUAAAUCAUGUGGCCGAAGUUAAGUGUUGUGCGCCAUUGUUAUAAACAUAGCCUUGUACCAUUUUAGUAUCCUGAAUUAUUGGUUACGUCAUAUUAUAAAAAUGAAGAUGCUCCACGGGAGCCUGAUGGUGUCGUCUUAAUAUGGAACAUCAACUACAAGAAAACAACGCCUGAAUAUACUUUCCAUUGUCAGGUAAAAUAUGACGAUUCAUGCUGUUAGGUGUUCCACCGAAAUAAUGGUGGUUGUGCAAAACGUUGGAGCAGAAGGAAUGAUCGUAAAGUCAUCAGUGGCGUAGCCAGCCCGACAAUUAUUCAUUUCUUUAGAAAUUGAUUAUUUUCACAGUCAAUGAACACGCGAAAAUAUUUGCAUAGCGGGACUAAACCGUCGGGCUGGCUACGCUACUGAAAGUCGUCAUGUAUACAGUACAGUCGUGUUAUGUGGAUUACAAACACCGGAAAUUGGCUAUUUGCCAAACAAAAACACUAAAUGGCUGAUCAGUUAUGACUGAUCACAUAAAAUACGUAGUAGUUCAAUUGAAUUAAAUGAAUGGUUAUUUCAUUAGCACUGUCAGCAUAAAAGCUAGAAAAGGAACACAAAAUAUUGUCCGACCGUUAUUAGCCAAUGUCUGAGCAACUGCACAGUUGAAAGUGAAAUUGUUAUAAUCCACACUGUCAUGUAUAAAUAUUUUUUGACUAAUGCUGUAAUAUAAAUUUUAACUUGUUGAAUUAUGCUGAUGAUGCAGUAUUUCUGCGUAACGUUUAUGUCACUAGAGUUCUGGUUCCAGCCAUUUAUUUAAUCAGUUCGGCUUCGGCCGGAACCGUAUUCUGUUGCAGCUGGAUAUGUGAAACCGAUUCGAGUCAGAAUGCAAACUGGUUCGAUCGAAUUCUUGCUGAACAUUUUCACCCUUGAAUCAGAUAAGAAUCAUGUUUGUUCCAGUUGUAUAUAAAUUGGCCUAAUAGUUUCCCGUCGUCUCAAGUUUCUAACUGAUUAUAAUUGUCUUUGGGUGUUCAUGCCAUUGAAAAUGUUUGCGAAUGGAAAUCGUAUUUAUUUUUUUUUUAGUCUGGUGUGAUGUCAACAAUGUUUGCUCGAUUUCAUCCGAAUUUAAUUGUGGGUGGAACAUACUGUGGUCAGAUUGUAUUAUGGGACAACCGCAGCAAUAAACAAACACCAGUUCAACGAACUCCGUUGUCGGCAAAAGCACACACGGUAAGAAUUUUUUUAUAAUAGAUCGGGGACCCUCGUGCGUCUACACAUGCGUAAAGAGGCGCGAGUUUACUCUGGUCUGCAGCAGAUCUGCUUCAAGGCUAUUUGUUAUAUCAGGUU
Messenger RNA from Paramuricea clavata, 3701 nucleotides. NCBI's taxonomy places the organism in Eukaryota, Metazoa, Cnidaria, Anthozoa, Malacalcyonacea, Plexauridae. The record is from the annotation of a GenBank genome assembly.